This is a messenger RNA of Tigriopus californicus, 623 nucleotides long. RefSeq lists its product as uncharacterized. The record is from RefSeq and is a predicted model, not a curated record. Bases 149 to 535 code for a protein of 128 amino acids. The transcript has 2 exons. Lineage: Eukaryota; Metazoa; Arthropoda; Copepoda; Harpacticoida; Harpacticidae.
AUCGUACAAAACGGUUGAACAACGCGACUACCCCCGUUUAUUCGUCUAUUACAAAGUUGAUCUUUCCCCUCCGUCUCCUCGGGUGGUUUCUUGUCCAACGAGGGUGAGGAAAGAAAAGGAGAGCAAGGAACCUUUUGGAACUAUAAAAAUGAGCGUUGAUCACUCUGAAACACAUAUCGAACUCGAACACUGGAUAAGUACAAUCAAGAGUUUGACAAAAAAAAUAUACACACUCAAAAACAUCAUGCAAAAGAUUUUGAUUUUCGUUGCCCUUUUCGGCUUGAGCCUGGCCUCAAUCCGAGAUAAUAAGAACUCUCAGAUAGUGGAGGCUCCCCAAUACAACGCUUUGACCCAAAAGACGAUCGUUGAGUUGUACAAGUUCCUCAAGACCGAACUUGAGGGUGAGGACGACGCAAUGAUCCUCCGCAAUAAGCGAUCUGCCGAGGCCAGCCCUUUCUUCUUCCGUCGUUUGUUCGGAUUUGGUCGACGCAAUUUCGGAUUUGGCCGCGGACAUCGACGAGGAUACUUCCACUGAGUACAUGAAAAUAAAAAAAGUCACCCUGCUUUGAAAAAUCAUAAGAAAAUACAUUCUUACACCAUAACCAAUUUGGUAGCUUUUUUAU